AUGGUCUUCGACAUAAAUGAAGAUUUGGAGGGUACCACUGUUGUCCAAGAUGAUGAGUGUGAAAGAUCUUACAGCCUACUAUAUAAGCAGUAUGCGAAGCAAGAAGGUUUUGGGGUACGGACACAGAGGACUAGGAAAGAUGAUGAGGGGAGGCCUGUGUAUGUGACCGUUGGUUGUGCCCGUGGCGGAAAGUACCAUCCUAAGAACAAUAAUAUCUUGAAGCCACGACUAACAACUAGAACGGAUUGUAAAGCGAAAGUAAAUGAGACGUUAAGCAAGAAUGAUAAGUGGGUUUUCACCACUGUUAAAAAUGUGCACAAUCACAUAACUGUGAGCCCUAAGAAGAUAAGACUCUUGCAAUCUCACAAACAUCUAGAUGAAUACAAUCAAAGGAUCCUCGACCUUAAUGAUCGAGCCGGUAUACGAAUGAACAAGAAUUUUUAUUCUCUUGUCAUUGAUGCGGGGGGUUUUCAGAAUCUUCAGUUUCAAGAGAAAGAUUGUCGAAAUUUCAUUAACAAGGCUCGACAUUUAAGGUUGGGUAAAGGUGGUGGAGAAGCACUUAAUCAGUAUUUCCAAAGAAUGAGAGAUCAGAAUGAUGGGUUUGUUUCUAACAUGGACUUGGAUGAUGAAGGAAGGUUACGAAAUGUAUUUUGGGUAGAUGCUCGAAGUCGAGCGGCAUAUGAGUAUUUCAGAGACAUUAUAACCUUUGAUACAACAUACCUAAUAAAUAGGUAUGGGAUGCCUUUUGCUCCAUUUGUUGGUAUUAAUCAUCAUGAGAAGUUAGGAUAUCAUGCACAAUUCAAUGCGGGGUUGAAGACUGACAUUCAGACUGCAUUUUAUGACACACAGACCAGCACAAAAUUUGAGGAGAGCUGGAGUCAACUACUUGCAAAGUAUGAUCUAGUCGGAAAUAAAUGGCUUCAAUCCUUAUAUGAGGAAAGGUCUUUUUGGGUUCCAGCUUACUUGAAAAGUGUAUUUUGGGCUGGAAUGAGCACAAUACAAAGGUCGGAAAGCAUGAAUACAUUUUUCGAUAGUUAUGUCCAUUACGGUACCACAUUGAAGGAAUUCGUCGACCAAUUUGAUAAUGCUCUUAGAAAGAAGGUGGAGGUAGAGACAAUGACUGGUUCAAUAGUAGAGUCGACAUUUGAACAAACAAAGGUCAAAGCAAAGGUCAUCUUGGAUAAACGUAAGAAGAUAUUAAGCCCCAAUGUGGUCCGAGGGAAAUGGAGACCCCCAAGUAAGAGGAAUGUUCGACCAGUGAAAAAGAUGGCAACAAAGAGAAAUAUACUGACUUACAGGAAAAUCUUGGUAGAUAAAACACAAUUGGGUGACACACCGGAAUCUCAAUAA
This is a messenger RNA of Juglans microcarpa x Juglans regia, 1350 nucleotides long. RefSeq names its product protein FAR1-RELATED SEQUENCE 5-like. The transcript has 5 exons. NCBI's taxonomy places the organism in Eukaryota, Viridiplantae, Streptophyta, Magnoliopsida, Fagales, Juglandaceae. The coding region runs from base 1 to 1350 and encodes 449 amino acids. The record is from RefSeq and is a predicted model, not a curated record.